Paramecium tetraurelia is the source of this 1176-nucleotide messenger RNA. RefSeq lists its product as uncharacterized. The transcript has 2 exons. NCBI's taxonomy places the organism in Eukaryota, Ciliophora, Oligohymenophorea, Peniculida, Parameciidae. The record is from RefSeq and is a predicted model, not a curated record.
AUGCAAUUUCAUUUACAACAUUCUUCUUUAAUUGAGAGCUUUCUCACUCAAUUUGGUCUAUAGAAACAAAAUUAGGUGGUUGAAUUCUUGAUAACUAUGGGAAUAGAUUUGGCAAAUAAGAUAGGAGCUAGAAACCCAAAAGAAUUAUACUAUUAAUUAAAACAACUAUCAAGUAUCAAUAUUACAUUAUAAAUCACAGAAAAUAUUAAGGAACAAACUUCAGGGGAUAUAAAAAAUGAAAUAAAAACAAUUCAAAAACAAAUCAGAGACUUAAAUGAUCUAAUCUAAAUUUCUUAAAGAGAAAAUAAAAAUGCUUAAGGAACACUCAAAAAAUACAUUCAACCUACCUAGAUUAAUUCAAAUCGAUACGAAUAAUAUGAAUAGUGUGAGGAUAAUUAUGUUCAUCGGCAUCAUUACCAAAAUAAACAUUAAACAUAUAACACACAGAGAUCGCAAUCAAAGUCUCCAGUCCACUUAAGUGAUCGUACUCCUCAUCAAUUAAAGCAUUCCAGAUCUCAAUCCUAAAGAAAUCUAACUCCAAAAAUUACUGAAUCACCUCCUCCCCCUUAAAUCGUAUACAUCAACAAUAUGCAUAACAAAUUCGAUAUCAAACCAUAAUUUGAUGAUCGAUAGAUCAAAAAAUUGAUGUAUGGAGAUUCCAAAAACUCAGACAGAGGUCGAUACUUUGGUAAAGGUCCUUCUCCUUAAUAAUUAGUUUACUCCUCUCAAACUAGUGGUGGUCUUUCUUAUAGGCAAUAUCCUGGGUAAGUCAUUCAUCAUUAAACGGAUAAAUAGAAAUAGAAUACUUCACCUAAGAAAUUGCCUGCCUAUCUAUAGAAUGUGGAAUCUAAAAUCAAACCGCUGGUUGAUUAAGAUAAGCUCUAAUAUAGGGAGACCUAAAGAGAUCGGGAAAGUAAUAAAUAACAAUAGGGCACUGUAAAAAAAUUUAAUAAUAAUUCCUUACAAUAGUAGAAUAGCGCUGAAACGGACACCUUCUUUGAUAUCCAGUAAUAUAUUUAGGAUUAGAAAAAAUGUUAGUUUUCUCCAGUGUAGGAAAUUAAUGACGAUGAGAGAAAUGAAGAUAUCGAAGCCAGUGAUACUUUCUCUAAUUUCAGUCCACCGAAUGAGGAAGUAAAGGAAUUCUUUCAGCAAGAAUAUCUUUAAUAGCGUAGAUGA